UGAGAGCGGCGGCCGCGGCCGCGGCCGACAGCGUCGGAAGACGAGCGGCAGAAGGCGGCGAGCGGCGGCAGGUGCACCGCCAGCCAGCCUCGUCUUGCUCCAAGCGGUCGGUCGGUAUCGUCACGGUUCAAGGUGGUGAGGAGACGGUGAAGGGGUUCUCGACACUGCCGACGAUCGCAGCCAAGUCGUGCCAGAAACCCUCUAGCCUCCGCGGCAUUACGGUCCUAGUUUCGGAAGGGAUGAUUGAACAGGAGGGAGACGCUGCAGGAAGAGAUUUUUCUGUGGUGGCGUGGAGAGGGACGCAUACUGAGGGCGGAGAAGGGAAGGACUUAAGAGGUGAUAUGGCGCUAGCGAAAAGAGGAACCACUCGUAGGAUACAACAGCGAGGGAAUUGGUCAGAAGAGAGCAUGAAGGAGGCAAUUAAGGAGGUGAAGAAGGGAACGGCUUCCAUAGGCAAGAUUGGGGAGAAGUACGGAAUACCGGAGUCCUCAAUCCGGGAUUGGUUGACGGGGAAAACAUCUUCCAAGAAGAAAGGUCCACGCACCGUUCUCACGAAGGAGGAGGAGGAUUCAAUGGUAGAUUGGUGCCUUGACAUGCAAAGAAAUGGACACGCGAUUACUUUCUACAUGCUCCGAAGGAAGGUCGCAGAUGUGUGCCAGGGUAGAGAAACCCCUUUCAGAAAUGGAGUACCUGGAAAAAGCUGGAUGGACUGGUUUCGCAAGCGUCACCCUACUGUCAUGAUCGAGGCUGCUCAUGCUUUGAAGGGCAAGAAGAGGAAUGAUACACCGAGAGCAAUCUUAGAUGGCUUGAUUGCAAGGGAAGAAGAAGAUGCAGUGAACAGAGAUUUGUUUGGGGCUGCAGGUAGCGAAUCAUCACCAAUGGACUCCAAUGAUCCACGUGACAUCAUGUUGCAGUUGAUGCAGCAGGAACCUCACAUGGAUGGUCAGCUUCAGGCCCAGCUUCCUAACCAGAUACAGAAUCAGAUUCAAACAUCCAUGUCGGCUCAGAUGCAAGGUCAUCUUUCUGCCCAAAUCUCGUCACAGCUUCCAAACCAGCUUACUGCUCAGCUCCCGCCUUCAAGGCCAAUGGAAACGGUUAACCAGGAGGAGAGUACACCUGGCUAUGAGCCGUGGAAAGGUCAGGAUGGCGGUGAUCAUGAUAACGAACGUGAUGAACCUGGUGAUGGAAGGUUUGACAGUGAAGACAGUGGUAGCUUUCCCUCCAGCAAUUCCCAUCCAGGUGGCAGAAGAUGGAUCGAGUUUUUGGAGGGUAUGGCUGGAUUGGAACGGACUAUCAGGGAAAGUGAAGAUCGAAAGGAUCGUCGGCUUGAACGUCAGCUUGAAGCAAAUGAACGUAUUGCUGCCAAUUUGAUUGGAGCGCUUGGUCAGGUUUCCGAGUGUCUACGAAUCAUAGCCGCCAGAGGAAUUGGUGGUGCAGAUAUGGGGCAAGCUGUAAGUGCUCUUGGAAACCUGGGAGAACUGAGUGCCGAGCUAAGUGCCGGGUUGGGUGGUAGCAUAGGGGAUCAGCAGCCCUAAUGUGCAUGAAUUGUGGGGCUGCGUAAUCAACUGGAAUAAUGAGCGAAGUGCAGAUAAACUGAAAUUGCAGACAAGUUUCUUUUAACUGAGGCAAGUCCCUAGCUACUAGGCAGGCAAGCACAGUUUUCCCUAUCCAAAGUCCCCAGACGGUAGAUGGGGAAUAGGCUGCGUAGCCUGAGGUGGUAUGUGUAGCAAAUACUGGAAGUGCUCUGGUUAUUCGUGUCAACACCAUGGUGACAGGCUCUUUGUGGCGGCAUCAACACUUGGAGGUUGAUGCCUUUUGCCACCAAGAUUGCAGGAGUAAAGUACAGACGAUCAGCAUGACGGGUGGAUUUUGCUGCAGAAGGUAAAAGGCUGUCUCCUGUUCUGGUUCAGUUGGAACUAUUCGCUUGGCACACCACGAGGAUCGUGAGGAUAGUACCUUCUGGUGGAUUCUGAUAUAUGUACGAUAUGGAAUACCUCUUAAGUGCUCAGCCGUGUGGGGGUCGUUAUGGUAUCAUUAUAGGCAUCGUUUUGGAUUUUUCAGGUAUGUAAAUUGUCCAGUGGAAAGUUUAAGAUUCAACUAAUAGAUUUCAAGCUGGGUGCACUUGUUUUUGAUCCACCAAGAGAGUAUCUAUAUUUUAGAUGAACAACUUUCUUGAGACUCGGUGUCUUCAUGCUGCAACGCUAUAUAAUGCUUCUCUUCUCCUAUUUUAUUCGGGAAGUAAAGAGUAUCUAGGCAUUUCUCCACAA
Messenger RNA from Physcomitrium patens, 2267 nucleotides. RefSeq lists its product as uncharacterized. Gene Ontology annotation, molecular function: DNA binding. The record is from RefSeq and is a predicted model, not a curated record. Lineage: Eukaryota; Viridiplantae; Streptophyta; Bryopsida; Funariales; Funariaceae.